AAGUUUUCAUUAAAAGAAUUGGGAUGCUGUCCAUUUGUGACAAAGGUAUUCCAAACAUUCUGUUCUUGAGUACCUUCUUCUAUCCCACUAGAAAUAAGCAUUGUUUGCUUCUUAUGUUUAAAAGUCUAGAAGUUUAAGAAACCUCUACUACAUUUCAUUAAGGAGGAAAGGAAUUGGUAUUUUCCUGGAAAAACAGCAGCCUGGAAACUAUGCCUAACUUUAUACCUUGUGUUCUAAUGUGAUCUUCUAAGCCUCUUCUAAGUUUUGUUAUGCCUUGUAUUAUUCAUUGAGAAAGGGGAGUUAUAUUGGCAUUUGACCAGACGGUCUUGGGAGCUAUAAAAAGGAGGGGUUUUGUUUUGGGGUUUAGACCAGAGGGAGUGGAAAAGGGAUGGUGGGGAAGAAAAAAACUGCCUGGACAAACAAACCAUGUGCAAUUGUUUGGGUUUCCUUGUCCUCAUUUCUUACUCCUGUGACUGACUUCAUCCUCAGCCCCUGGUGGCAGACAAAAGAGAUUAAUGGGAGAUCACGGGAGGGUUUGGGGUAACGUGUGUUACACCUCUUAUGAGUGUGUGUGUGGCUGCAAAUGUGUUUCAAAGGCUUCUUUCUCUGGGUGUGAUGUAGAUGACUAAGAAAGUGAGCUCAAGUCAAGUGCUCUCAAACAAGUUUAACAAACAAAACAGGAUUAUAUAACUGGGCUGGUAUGUGAUGACUUGGGGAACUGUAAUUACCUCCUAAGGACCAAGUAUGUGGAGAAAUCUAAUUAUCAUUUUCCAUCCUCUUCUGUGCCAUCUUAGACAGCUGGUCUGGCAACACCAUUUGAACUCUUAAAUGGGAACAUUAAUGUAUUGCAGCCCCAGUCAUUUAUCUAUUAAGAAUGAUAGUAAAGAAAGCAGACUGAGGAAAAAAAAUAGGCUAAGCAAUGAAAAACCAUUAAUCUGAACCUCAGUAUUUGUGCUACUUUGUAAUAUAUUUUGAAGAUAAUAAAAAUUUCCCCUGCAACUACCUAGGCCAAAAGUCAAAAUAGAUUUAGUCUCACAUAAAUCUUCUGACAUAUUUGCCUAUCUUGGGUAAGCUUGACUUUUUUUCUUGUUGUUUAUUGGUUUUUGGGGUUUUUUUUUGUGGAAAGGAACUAUGCUUCCCCCACCCCAGGAGACUGGUCAUCUUUUGGGAAUUUGUGUGUGGGACCUCGGUGAAUCUUUUGCCAAAAUAAGGACUUGUUACUGGAAACAAGCAUUUGUACAGCAAAGGGAGAGACCAGAAAACCUAGUUAUUUCAGCCUUUAGGCAUCUAUUUUACCAAUGUAACUAAUUCCUACUGUCUAGACUUGUUACACUUAGGCUGCAACUUUACUAUCACAUUAAUACAGAGGCUUCAGACCGUCUUGCACCCUAACUGGUGGAGUUGGACAAAAGCACCUGUGCCAGGCAUCCUCUCUCUUCUGACUCCAGCUGCUGUCUUCUAUGGUGUUAAGAAACACGUACGACUUAUUUAGGGAGUGAGGAAAGGCAGGUUCUUGGGCACGGUGCUCCUCUGCCAGCUGAGGCAAGUCCUUUCGUGGUGCUCCUAGCCCCGGCAGCGUGGGAAUACUACAGUUUACCUCCUCGACAAAGAAAGGGAAGGGCUGUGGGAGACGAGCGCUGCGGGCAGGAGCACUUGAGGGCCGCGGGGCCCGCUCAGCCUCACGCUAUCGACGGUACCAAGACCGAAGCAAGCCCGGGGGGCGGCGUCCCCACUUCCGUCCCUGUCGCCGGCUCAAGGCGGCAGGAGAAAGGCCGGCUCCCUGCAGCGGUAGUGGCGGGCAGGCGGCGCUGCGGGGGAGGCGGGCAGGGGCCGCCGCGGACUGGGCGUGCGGUGGGCGGGCAGCGCGGGGCGGCGGCCGCCCAGCUUUAUAGGGAGCGAGGGAGGCGGCGUCUGCAGGAGCGGAGUGGAGGAGGCGGUUCUCUUCCCGGUCCCAUCCCCAAUCCUACCGUGCGAGUGCGGGGCUGGCGGCGGCGGGGUGGCCAUGGCCUCCAUGGCGGCGGCGAUCGCCGCUUCCCGCACGGCGGUGAUGAACGGGAACCGGCCGCUGGACGAGCGGGAGCGCAAGCGGUUCAGCUACUUCUCCUCUCUGAGCCCCAUGGCGCGCAAGAUCAUGGCGGAGAAGGAGCGGAUCCGCGAGCGCUACGGGCCCGAGUGGGAGCGGCUGCCGCCCCGCCAGCAGGACGAGAUCAUCGACAAGUGCCUGGUAGAGCCGCACGUUCAGGCCCGCUACGCCGCGCACCGCGGCACCACCCGCCCGCCCGCGCAGCCCGCCUCCUACCCCAGCCUGCGCCUCAACACCGGGCAGAAGGUGGUGCGCUUCGGAGACGAGGACAUAACUUGGCAAGAUGAGCACUCAGCUCCAUUCUCCUGGGAAACGAAGAGUCAGAUGGAGUUCAGCGUUGCAUCUCUCUCCAUACAAGAGCAAGGUGGUGUCCAGUUGCAGAACGAGCAGAGGCAGCCUGUUAAAGCAGCACCUGGUGUCCAAGUCCCUAAAUCUUCUCAGGCCAAUAAGACCCCUGGCUCUGAGGGGCUGAUAGCAGCAUCCAGAAAGGAAGAGGAGUCGUCCUUCUGGAAGAUAAACGCAGAGCGCUCGAAGUUUGAUGGAGACAAGUCUGAGUUCCAGUCCCUGACCCCCAGCCAGAUCAAGUCCAUGGAGAAAGGAGAGAAGCCCCUUCCCUCUUUUUACAGGCAAGAGUCUGCUCCAAAGGAGAUGACCAAAGCUGAGAAGCCCAGCAUAACUAAACCAGAGAAGUCUGUUGUCCCCAGCACACCUUCUGUGUCUCUUGAAUGGGAGAAACCUCUACCUACUCAACUCCCUACUAGUUCUCUAGAUUACUUCUUUCUUCCUGAUCCACCACAGGAUCUGGCAUCUUCUAGGACAAACAAGGAAGAUACUGAUGGUACUAUACUUACAGACCCACAAAUGCCUGGACAGACUAGUACAAGCAAUGUUAUCUUGAAGACUGGCUUUGAUUUUCUAGACAACUGGUAAAAGAUACUUCAGAACAGAUCAAACCAAUUUUGGGGAAGGAGUGAAACACCUUUCUCCUUGUAUGUUAAUUUACUAGCAUUUGUGUCUUUUUCUAGAAGUAACUUUCAAACUCUUAAAUGUAUCUUUCAAACUCUUGCCUUUGUAUAAACUUUUGUAAUACCAUAUGCGUUUUUGUUUUUUAAACAGUGAUAGAAGUGUGGUUUCAUUUGGAUAUUUUUUUAAUAUCUGUUAAAAAUUUUAGUAGCUACUGUAUUGAGAGGAUGGGAGAAGUUACUGUACACAUGUUAAAGAAACACAAAUGAGAGUCUCUGUAUCCUAGAAAUGGAACCUACAGGACCAGAUUGCUGUUUUCAGUGGAAACCUUGCUAGCGUGGCUUGUAAGAAAUAGUGUUGCACGUGGAGUGGUUCCAACCAUACUUCAGAUAGCUAACAAAAAACAGUAUGAAAAACAAGCAUCCAGAAUUGCAUUGAUUGGUAGAUUUCGUUUCCUUUGAAAGUAUCUUUUGUAUCACUUACUGAAGACACUUUUUCUUCUGAAGAAGGCAAAGGCAUUGCCAAAAUGAUGGAUGCAAAAAAGCACUGUGUUUGUACCCUACAAAUCUGCUAAAAUAACUUAAGAGUGGUAGAGAAAUGACAUGGGGAAAUGGUGUUUCUGAUGUUUGGAUUGAAGACUUGGGGAUGGGUAGAAGGGAGUGGGACAACACCUAACGAAUUUGAGAAAUUCUUCAGGGAACACAAUUUUACUGCCUCCUUACCUAGAGCAUAACUCUUCAUAAUACUAGUGCUGGAACUACAGCACUGAGAAUUUCUGGAGUGUAGAUUACCUUUGUGUUAAACCACUAUGUUUAUGGGAGGUCACAGCAGUAUGAGGCUUUUUUGGUUUUUAAGCAGCUUAUCGUCUCAUCAAUUAAGGACUCAUCAAUUUUGGUGCUUUUUCCUCCUUGUGGGUUCAUCCUCUUCAGUGUUCAACAUCUGGCUUACAUUUAUUCCUAAGGUGCAGAGAGGCAUCUCAAGGUGGUCCUUGGCAGUGUUGCCUCCAGUUCUGCUUUUGAAUGAUCUUUGGUGUUUAAAAUGUAUAGAACAAGAGUAGGUGUCGUUUGGAUCUGUUGUCUCUGAAAUGCAGCAUGAUUUACACACUGAUUCUCACUGUGUUUACCUCACCUUGAAGCCUUAAUUCCCCCACGCACAGCCAGUGACUGGUCUGCUCCAAUGCCAAAGGUUUGACUUUUUCCUUUACCUCAGCAAUAGUCCCAUAGCAUUUGUUUGGGGUAGAAGGCAAAACACAGGGCUCUAAUGGGUCCCAGCCAAGGCUGUAAGAAGGUCACCAUCUCCUAAGCCAUAGUUGUGCUAGGCUUCUCAUGGAUUAGCACUUGACAUUUGGUUCGGUGCCAGGGGCAGUUAAAUGUGCAGAAUUGGAUGCAGCAGGAUUUUUUCUGCUUGUUACAGGAAGAGUUUGCAAUGUCCUGGAAGAAUCCUUGCCUCUAAUUGGUGUGCUGCUUGCUCUGAACAAGUAGAAUAUGCUGAUAGAGCAUUAAAACUUACUUCUUGGACAAAGAAAAUGCUGCAAGCAUUCCUUUUCUUGCCCCCACACCCCACAAAAAAAAAAAAAAAAAAAAAAAAAAAAACAAAAAAAAACAAGGCCAAAACCUCCACUUUUUCUAGUGUUUUCUUAAAAGGUUCCUUAGCUAAAUGGUAAGAUCACCACAGAGUAGAAGUCAUUGUAUAGCAUACUCUUAUAUAUAGGCUUCUGAAAGCUUUUUUACAUUCUUCCUGAGAUGUACAAGCUCCUGUAGUUUGUGGAUGUUAUCUCUUCAUUCAGCAGUUCAGAAAAUACUUGUUAUUACCAUCCUGGAUUUUCUGCUGUUUUUUCUUUUGUAGCAUUUGCUACAAGCAUCCAGAGUUAAUACAGCUUAGAACAACUUUCACACAAAUUCUUUAGGUGUAUGAUUGAUAUUGACUUGCACCUUCCUUUUAAAGUUAAUAAAUGUUAAUCUUGGGGUUUACAGUUACCAGCGACUCUGAUUUUCUGUACAUUCAGCUGCUGAAAAGUAGUAAAUCAAAAAUGAAGAUGCACAUUCUAAUCUUACUCUGAUUUGGGGAGAAUUGAAAACAAAGUCUCCUACUGUCAAGGAGCGUUACUUUAAAUCUCUGGUAAUAUCUUAAAGCUUCUUAGGGAAGACCUGGGCUGCCUGUCUCUUCCAUCAGCUAACUUGACCCUAAUACACAUUGGGACCAGCUGGUAGAACAUGCUGCAGAACUUUUUACUUAUCCUGGUAGGUUUUUCCUGUGCUUUGACAAGAGUUGAUGCUCCUUCUUUCUUGAAUAUGUUUUUAUUAAACAUUCUUACAAACAAGAAAUUGUAUUUGGUCACAUUUUAUAUUAACAAUGUUUUAAUAAAGUCACUUUAAAUAGAA
Molecule: messenger RNA, 5427 nt
Organism: Vidua chalybeata
Lineage: Eukaryota; Metazoa; Chordata; Aves; Passeriformes; Viduidae
Gene: C3H1orf198
Product: chromosome 3 C1orf198 homolog
Exons: 4
Coding region: 2003-3013 (336 amino acids)
Source: RefSeq, a predicted model, not a curated record